AUCUGCCUUUUAGCGCCUAAAAUUGACUGUCGUCUGCAUUUAUAAAGUAGUAUUGUUCGAGAAAUCUCCGCUCCAGUUCAUGUUCAAAAACAACACACUGGUUAAGUCGCUUUACCCGUUAACUGCCUAUUUUGAAGAGAAAGAAUCUUUGUUUUAAAGAAAAAGAAAAACAUUUUAAAGGACUAAAUUCCGAAAUGGAUAGAAUUGGAUUUAUUUGUGUUACGUUGAUGUUUUUCUUUCCGCAAUGCAUGGCAUCCUCCGAGAGAUUUUUUAUGGAAGACGAAUGCGGGGAAUUGAUUGAUAUGGAAAAAAGAAAACUUGAAAGUAUUCGAGUUGAGAUGACGAAAUAUCAGCUGUACCAUAAUGCGCUGGACUGUGUAAUGCGACUUAGAGCUCCAAACGAGAAGCGUCUCGAAGUUAAGAUACUCAAAAACAACAUAGAGAGAAGUGAAAAUUGCAAUAAAGACUUCCUGCAAAUAUAUGACGGGCCGGAACUCAUAAAUGACGUCUUACCAGGAUUAGAUGUACGAGUGUGUUCUAGCUCUAACUUAAGAAGGAGUUAUGCUUCAACCACAGACCACAUAACUUUGAGGUUCAAAAGUGACCAAGAAGAGGCCUUAGAUGGAUUUCGAAUCCUAAUCACCGCUUUUCGAACAGAUCCUGAAGACAAAUGUAAUGAUAACGAAUUCCAGUGCAAGUCAAACAAGCGGUGUAUAUCUGACGAUCUCGUCUGCGACAGAUUCGAAGACUGCUCCGAUUCAAGUGACGAAUGCAGUCUCUCGACGCCCGUCAUCAUUGCAAUAGCUGUUGGUGGAGUUGUGGCAUUUCUUAUAGUCGUUGGCAUUCUAACGUGUGUAUGUUGCUUAAGACACAGGCGCGGUAGGACCGGAAGUACAAAGCGUCUGAACCAACAUGACCUUCAUGAUACAUCGGAUGAUACGGGAACUCACGUAGACGGACCGGAAAUAACGGAUAUUCACUACUAUCGGCCAUCAUCUCAUCACCAGGCAGUUCACAUCAUUCCUUCAGAUCAUUCAGCCUUCAUUGUAAAAGGACCUUACUAUUCACAAGGCAAACCGGAAGUUGCGGGGAACACGCGCCAUGUUUGGAUUACAGCGCCACCGGAAGUGACCUAUAUUUCCGCUUACAACUGAGAAAUGGAAAUAUUUCAAAAAUUAUACGGGUUUGAUGUUUAAGAAUAUUCCGGUGAAAGAGUGAUUUUAAUUCCUUGUUCAUAACUAUGAAAUAUGAUAUAUAUGAUAUGAAGUUAUAUGAAAAUCAAGUAGUGUACAUUAACUUACUUAUACACCUAACUACCGCCAGUUGAGGUCACAGUUACAUGUAGUUGGAGAUCUUAAAAGUGUAAUCGUCUCACAUAGAUACAAUAUGUAAUCUGUAACGCUUUAAUUUUCGGUUUUCGGAAGAAAGAGUAAACGCUGUACCCUACAGUGACAAUAAUUAUACCCUAGCAAACUGAAGUGAAGGUGUCAGAUGCUGGUGGGAAAAAUAUAUGGUGCUAUUUUGUGACGUUUUCUUUUAUACUUUCAGUUCUCUGAAACAGUGCAAAUAAAAUAAUAUUUAAAACACCACCUCUUCCAAACAGACAAAAAAAAACUGCACGAGGUUGAUAAUUUGUCUUUUGCAUUCGCAUGCGAUUCUGAGAAGUGAAUUUUUCUUCUUAGAUAUUUAACCCGUGUGCUAUUCAGAACUAAAAAUCUUCAGAUUUUUAUACAGAACAGACCAUUUUUAUUUUUUCUAAUUCCCUUCAUAUCAACUUAAUUUUUCCGAUAUUUCACCCCAAUUCGAAAAAAAAAAACAAAAACAA
Messenger RNA from Ruditapes philippinarum (Manila clam), 1825 nucleotides. RefSeq names its product low-density lipoprotein receptor-related protein 12-like. NCBI's taxonomy places the organism in Eukaryota, Metazoa, Mollusca, Bivalvia, Venerida, Veneridae. The record is from RefSeq and is a predicted model, not a curated record. Bases 195 to 1154 code for a protein of 319 amino acids. The transcript has 6 exons. Gene Ontology annotation, molecular function: protein binding.